UACAGCAUUUUUGGUUUGUGUUAGCAACGUACAAAAAAAGAUUAAUUCUUUGUUUAUGUCUGCUGGCUUGAAGUCAGUCUUGUUCCUUCAACCCGUGUGAUAUUGUAGUGUGACAAGAGUCAGAUAGUUUGUUUAGUCAAGAAUUUUACAUUUGACAAGCCGUAGAAAAAAAACAAGCUGCAGCCAUGGACCCCGGUUACAAAAUGAUAUGUUGUUUACCCGUGAAGUUACCAGAAAUUCAAUUCACCACGGACGAGAAACGUUUGAUUCGCACGUCUUGGGCGGAGCUGUCGGGAAAUUAUGAGACGAUAUCCAAGGAAGUGUUUUUAGACAUUUACAAAACCUACCCCGAGAUUGGAAAGCCGUUCAAGCUGACGCGAGGAGAACUGGACGAUGACGCAAACCACGCGUUCAAAUACCAUGCACGGCACCAGUUCAAGUUUUUAGAUGAGAUUGUUUCAGUGAUUGAUAACGGGCAUAAAAUCAAAGCAUUGGCCGCUGACCUGGGGUGGAAGCACUACUUAAAGCAUGUCAAACCGGAGUAUGUGAGUUAUGUCAAACCACGUGUUUUAUCCGCCUUCUCCACGAACCUAACUGAUUGGAGCCCGGAACACGAAGAGGCGUGGGACAAACUUCUUGAAUACAUUCUUUUAAAAAUUAAAAUCGCGAUUGUCUUGGAGGAGAGGGGACAGGGUAAAUUAAAUGCAAAUGAUAAAAGAGGAAAGAAACGUUAACGUCAAAUUUACCUUGGUCGACGUCGUGCUUUGUUUCAAAGUAUAUCAAGUGCUCGUCUUUGCCAACAAUUUAGUUACGUUGAAAGAUUUGACCAUAUGUAGCAUGAAUUAUUAACACACACACUGACGAAUGAAAUGAAUAUGUGCCUUGCAUCAAGCAGGAUGCGAUUUUUUGUUGUUUUAGUUUUCUUUUUGUAGGCAAAGUUCCAUGUCUAAAAUUUGGACUGAAACCGGCAGGAUAAUUGAGCACAAAGCUGUAACUAUUGUGACACUCAUUGUCUACAAAACAUACACAAACGUGCACAUGAUUUUUAUCCUUGUUGUUUGUGGUGGUUACAUUACGUUUUACUGGUAGUGGACUGAAUAGAGAAUGAAAUACAUUUGUGGUCGGUAGCUAAUAGAUUU
Physella acuta is the source of this 1139-nucleotide messenger RNA. RefSeq names its product cytoglobin. Gene Ontology annotation, molecular function: oxygen binding; heme binding. The record is from RefSeq and is a predicted model, not a curated record. NCBI's taxonomy places the organism in Eukaryota, Metazoa, Mollusca, Gastropoda, Physidae.